Molecule: messenger RNA, 2742 nt
Organism: Tinamus guttatus (white-throated tinamou)
Lineage: Eukaryota; Metazoa; Chordata; Aves; Tinamiformes; Tinamidae
Source: RefSeq, a predicted model, not a curated record
UUAUAUUGCGAACCAGCGUAAAUUAGAAAGUAUCAAUGACAACGAAGUUGGAUUUUAUGUUGGACUUAAAAAUUUGACUGUGGUGGAUUCAGGUUUACGCUUUGUGUCCCGGCAGGCAUUUGUGAAAAAUGUCAACCUACAAUACAUCAACUUGUCCAGAAACAAGCUGUCAAGUUUGUCCAAGAAGCCUUUUCGCCAUCUGGGUUUGUCUGAUCUGAUUUUGGUGGGUAAUCCAUUCAAGUGUUCCUGUGAAAUUAUGUGGAUCAAGAAAUUUGAAGAGGCCAAGUUCUACACAGAAACUCAGGAUUUAUAUUGCACAGAUGACAACAACAAGAGGACAGCUUUGCUGGAUAUGAGGAUUCCAAACUGCGACCUGCCCUCAGCAAAUUUAAGCAAUUACAACCUCACUGUCGUGGAAGGAAAGAGCAUCACUCUGUAUUGUGAUACUACUGGAGGGCCACCCCCUAAUGUGUCCUGGGUGGUAACUAAUCUUGUUUCAAAUCAUGAGAGUGACACAAGCAAGAAUCCUGCCUCGCUAACCAUAAAAAACGUUUCAUCCAUGGACAGUGGACUGUGGAUUUCUUGUGUAGCAGAGAACAUUGUGGGAGAGGACCAGGCAUCGGCCGAGCUCACGGUGUUCUUUGCACCAAAUAUCACAUUUAUUGAAUCUCCAACCCCGGACCACCACUGGUGCAUUCCAUUCACUGUGAAAGGGAACCCUAAACCCACACUGCAGUGGUUCUAUGAAGGGGCUAUCCUGAAUGAGUCUGAAUACAUCUGUACUAAAAUACAUGUUAUCAAUCAAAGUGAAUACCAUGGCUGCCUUCAGUUGGACAACCCUACCCACCUGAACAAUGGUGCUUAUACACUACUGGCAAAGAACGAGUACGGAGAGGAUGAAAAGCGGGUUGAUGCUCAUUUCAUGUCAGUGCCUGGAGAUGGUAGUGGCCCAAUUGUGGAUCCAGACGUUUAUGAAUAUGAAACCACACCUAAUGACCUUGGAGACACCACAAAUAACAGUAAUCAAAUCACUUCUACGGAUGUUUCCAACAAAGAGAAUGAAGAUAGCAUCACUGUUUAUGUUGUGGUAGGAAUUGCAGCACUUGUGUGCACUGGCUUAGUGAUAAUGCUAAUUAUUCUGAAGUUUGGAAGACACUCAAAGUUUGGGAUGAAAGGUCCUUCUUCAGUAAUUAGCAAUGAUGAUGAUUCAGCAAGUCCCCUCCAUCACAUCUCAAAUGGCAGCAACACUCCAUCUUCUUCUGAGGGGGGUCCAGAUGCAGUCAUCAUCGGAAUGACUAAGAUUCCCGUCAUUGAAAAUCCUCAGUACUUUGGGAUUACUAACAGUCAGCUCAAGCCAGAUACCUUUGUUCAGCACAUCAAGCGCCACAAUAUCGUUCUUAAAAGAGAACUGGGAGAAGGAGCCUUUGGGAAAGUCUUUCUGGCUGAAUGCUAUAACCUCUGUCCCGAGCAGGACAAGAUCUUGGUGGCAGUGAAGACGCUGAAGGAUGCCAGUGACAAUGCCCGGAAGGACUUCCACCGUGAGGCAGAGCUGCUUACAAACCUGCAGCAUGAGCACAUUGUCAAGUUCUACGGCGUCUGUGUCGAGGGCGAUCCACUCAUCAUGGUCUUUGAGUAUAUGAAGCACGGAGAUUUGAACAAAUUCCUCAGGGCACACGGACCAGAUGCAGUACUGAUGGCAGAAGGGAACCGUCCCGCAGAGCUGACCCAAUCCCAGAUGCUCCACAUUGCUCAGCAGAUUGCUGCUGGUAUGGUUUACCUGGCAUCACAGCACUUCGUACAUCGGGAUCUUGCUACCCGGAAUUGCCUGGUUGGUGAGAACCUGCUGGUGAAGAUUGGGGAUUUUGGGAUGUCUAGAGAUGUGUACAGCACAGACUACUAUCGGGUUGGGGGCCACACCAUGCUACCCAUUCGUUGGAUGCCUCCAGAGAGUAUCAUGUACAGGAAGUUUACCACAGAAAGUGACGUCUGGAGCCUGGGGGUUGUUUUAUGGGAAAUCUUUACCUAUGGCAAACAGCCAUGGUAUCAGCUCUCAAACAACGAGGUGAUUGAGUGCAUCACUCAGGGCCGAGUCCUGCAGCGACCUCGCACAUGCCCCAAGGAAGUGUAUGACUUGAUGCUGGGCUGUUGGCAACGAGAGCCUCACAUGAGGCUCAACAUCAAAGAAAUCCAUUCCCUUCUCCAGAACUUGGCCAAGGCAUCUCCAGUCUACCUGGAUAUUUUAGGCUAACGCCUCCUAGCAUUUCUUCUUAUGGGCUGCGUGAAUGAAUGUGUUCAACUGCCGCUGAACUCCAUUAAAAUGUGUUCUUAACUUUGACAGUAUUAAUUACAAAGUUGUGGAGAAGCUUUCAAAGGGCAAGCAAUGUGCACUUCUCCAUCUGUAGACACAGUACUGACGUUUAAGACAUUAUUGAGACAUAUCUCUUUUCUCUCUCUCUGUCUUUCAGUUUCUAUCAUUUUUUCUCUCUUCUCUCUUUCUAAUCAAUUUGGCUUCUGCAUUAUUGUAACUCUGCAUAGACAAAGGCCUUAAAAACCUGAUCUGUUAUAUCAGCAGACUCUCCAGUUUGCCCACCACAACUAACAAUGCCUUGUUGUAUUCAUGCCUUUGAUGUGGAUGAAAAAAGGGAAAAAUAUAUUUGACUCGAACUUUGUGAUUUCUGCUGUACAGAUACUGGGAGUUUCUAUGGAUUCACCUCAAUUUUUUUGCUUCAGCAUGUGGGUGGA